Messenger RNA from Parascedosporium putredinis, 1878 nucleotides. The record is from the annotation of a GenBank genome assembly. NCBI's taxonomy places the organism in Eukaryota, Fungi, Ascomycota, Sordariomycetes, Microascales, Microascaceae.
AUGAUUGCCUUGUUGGCCCUGAGCUACUGGGUCAUCUCCAGAGAGGCGACGGCGCCCUUGCACCCUUUCGAGUUCCAAGCGCAACAUGCGAAGCCCGACGAUGCGUCCGUCCUCCAAGGCGCCGGCAACUGGACCGUCUUGUUCGCCUACUACUGCCUCCUGAUCCACUUUUUAGUUUUUGUUUUCCCUCUCAGAGCGUGCUGGGCGAUCCUCGACCUCACCAAGAGCAUAGACAAGGCGCGCGCCAAGACCUUGCGGGAGCUGAAGCUCACCGGGCAGCGGCGCGGGUCCUCGGCUUCGCUUUCUAGCUCCGAUACGAUGCUUGCAUCCUCCAACGCAACUUCCUCCUCGAGUAGCGAAGCCGGCGAUUUCGAUAUCGAGCUUGCGGGCGCCGAGAGCCACAUUAUUCAUGCGAUCAUUAUUCCCAAUUAUAAGGAAGAGAUGGACACCCUGCGAGAGACGCUCGAUGUUCUCGCUUCGCAUGGGCCCGCGAGCACUAAUUAUGACGUCUACCUCGGAAUGGAACAGCGCGAAGCAGAGGCCCAGACCAAGGCCCUCCAGCUCAUUGACGAGUUUGCCUCGAAAUUCCGGUUCAUCGGCUACACUCUUCAUCCCGGCGACAUCCCAGGCGAAUCCGCUGGCAAGGGUAGCAAUGUUGCUUGGGCUGCUCGAAAGCUUAGCGAAAGGUAUCCGCUCGAGAAGCGCAAAGAUGUCGUCGUAACCGGCAUCGAUGCUGACAGCCACCUGUCGUCGAAUUAUUUUGCGCUCAUUUCUUCCAUGCAUCUCAGCUCACCGGAGACGGCCACCAAGACCCUGUACUCGGCCCCAAUCAUCUUUGAUAGGAACGCGCAUAAUGUGCCCGCCAUCGUUCGGGUUGCCGAUAUUCUCUGGUGUGCCGCCGGCCUUUCGGGACUCUACAGCGGAUCCACUAUUGCGCCGCCCACUUCGGUCUACUCUUUGAGUCUCGAGCUUAUUGACCGCGUCGGAGGCUGGGAUUGUGACAGCGAGGCGAUUGGAGAGGAUCUCCACAUGUACCUCAAGUGCUUCUUCGCCCUCAACGGAAAUUUGACAUCGCGCACAGUUUUGAGUCCCGUGAGCCAGAGCAACGUGACGGGAGGUGGGAAGGAGGGCAUGGUCGGAAUUUAUAUGGACAUGAACGCCCGAUAUAAACAAGCUCUGCGGCACAUGUGGGGUGCAUUGGACACCGGAUAUGCCCUGCGCCAGCUCGUGCAUUUAUGGCGCGAGCGAAAGAGGACCUCCCGAGCUUUCCGGCCUCUUCAUCAAGCAAUUGGCGAUUCUUCCGAUGAUUACCUCCCGGAUCAUGCUGGUGGCGCCCACGACCUGGAGGCCGGUGGUGACGGGGGCAUCUUCUCUGACACCACGGUCGACACCUUGGAGGGACCCCAUUGGGAGCGAAUCUUUUAUCUCUUCCACCGUCUCUUCGAAGCCCACUUCUUGCCGGUUCAGAUGACGAUUUUGGUCUUUGCAUCUACCCUGUAUGUAUGGAUGACCAAGAACGGGAUGGAUGCCCACAAUUUAGCCUGGAUCUUCUCCGUCUGCAACGUCCUACGCGCACUCGGGUUUAUGGAAGUGGUUGUCUAUCUCGGCUUGUACGAACGCUUCCACCGCAUCUGCGUCAAGUCGAGGCAGCAAGAGAUGACGGACGCCGGCCUCGCCGUGGGCAUGCGCUUCUCUCACAGGACGCUGAAGAAGAACGUGGUCGACUAUGUCAUGGCGCCGCUCGUCGCACCGCUGUACGGUGCUAUCCCCUGUGCGCAGGCCCAGAUUUGCCAUUUCUGGACGGUGGACCUUGUGUACGCCGUGAGCAAAAAGGUGACGCGGAAGCGAGCCCAGCCCGCGGGUGAAGAGAUGGCGUAG